Molecule: messenger RNA, 2360 nt
Organism: Tarenaya hassleriana
Lineage: Eukaryota; Viridiplantae; Streptophyta; Magnoliopsida; Brassicales; Cleomaceae
Exons: 9
Coding region: 219-2105 (628 amino acids)
Cellular component (GO): cytoplasm
Source: RefSeq, a predicted model, not a curated record
GUUGUGCUCAACUUAAGACCUGUGUUCCCACCGGAGAUCUCGGGAGAGAGAUUGAGAGAAAGGGGGAGACACACAACAACGGACUAACGAAAUUCCUCCUGUUUUUUUCUUCUUAUAAUUUUCCUUCAUUUUCUCGUUAACUUUCCCGGAAAAUUUCGCAGCUUCCCCUUUCACCUCUCCGUUUGUUUGUUAAUUAUAGAAUCCCCGUCUUCGGCCACAUGUCGGCCGGCUCUGCGGUCAACGCCUCGACCAUCGGCCAAUUACCGGCGGCUCCAACCACUACGCGGCGGCGCGUGGACGCCUCUGCGGCAGACCACUGCCACGUCAGCACCGGCGGCGGAUCGAACGCGGUGGUUUACGACGAGGAAGAGGGGACAAGUCCCGUGGGAUCGUGCUCCUCCACGGAAUCUCACCAUCACCACCACAGCCACAACCACCGUUUCCUCAUCGGAUUCCUCUCUUUCCGGAAAUUCCGUCUGGUUUGGAUGCUGAUGAUGGAGAACAGAGGACAAUGGACGGUCGCGAUGGCUCGAAACCUGAGAUCCCGGAUCAAUCCUGGCCGUGCGAUCCUCGCCCUCGUCGCCGUUCUUGCCGUCGCUUCCUUCUUCCUCUUCUUCGGUCUCUCCGGCGGCGGAGCUGGACGGCGCGUGGUGAGUCACGCGCUUGCUGGGUCGUCGGGGGGUUUGGUCGUGACGGUUCCUGGGGAGACGAAUUCUGCUCAGAACGUCGUCGUAGAUAAUAUCGCCACACCCGUUGUUCCUGAUAAAUUCCCGAUUCCAGAGGUUUGGCAGAAACCAGACAAGGGAAGUUAUGAACAAUGCAUAGCUCGGCCGAAGAAGAAUCAAAGAACUCCUCGAUCCACCACCAAUGGUUACCUUGUUGUUCACGCAAAUGGUGGUCUGAACCAGAUGAGAACUGGGAUAUGCGAUAUGGUUGCGGUGGCCAAGAUCAUGAACGCGACUCUUGUUCUUCCGUUUCUCGACCACACAUCGUUCUGGACAGAUCCGAGUACCUUCAAAGACAUUUUCGACUGGAGAUACUUCAUGGAAGCACUCAAAGGCGACGUCGAUAUCGUAGAAUACUUGCCACAGGAAUACGCUUCAAUAAAACCCGCCACAAUCGAUCCAGUCUCCUGGUCCAAGGCGAGUUAUUACAGAAACUCGGUCGCUCGGACACUGAAGAAGCAUAAGGUGGUUAAGUUUAUCCAUACGGAUUCUCGGAUGGCAAAUAACGGUAUCCCUCCUUCGAUCCAACGGCUGAGAUGCCGUGCAAACUACGAGGCUCUUCGGUAUGCCAAGGACAUAGAGGAUCUGAGCAAAGAUCUGAUAGAUCGGCUGAGAGGAAACAACGAACCCUACCUCGCCCUUCACCUCAGGUAUGAGAAAGAUAUGUUGGCAUUCACGGGUUGCAAUCACAGCCUAACCGUAGAAGAAUCAAUGGAGCUCGAGAGAAUGAGAUACGACAACCCACGUUGGAAGGACAAGGAAAUCAACGGCACGAAACAGCGUCUGGAAGGAGCUUGCCCCAUGACCCCACGAGAAGCCGCCUUCUUCCUCAAAGCCAUGGGUUUCCCUUCAACCACCACCAUCUACAUCGUAGCCGGCGAAAUCUACGGACAAGAUAGCAUGUCUCAGUUCUACAAAGAGUUCCCUAAUGUCUUCUCUCACUCGAACCUCGCCACCCCAGGAGAGCUCGGUCGUAUCAAGCCUUACCAGAACCGGCUUGCCGCUCUGGACUACACCUUGGCUAUGGAGAGUGAUGUUUUUGUUUAUACUUACGAUGGUAACAUGGCUAAAGCUGUUCAGGGUCACCGAAGAUUCGAGGGGUUUAGAAAGACUAUAAACCCCGACAGGUAUAAAUUCGUGAAGUUGAUCGAUCGGCUCGAUGCGGGGAACAUUUCGUGGGAAGAGUUCUCGUCCAAGGUCAAGAGAUUGCAUCAGAAUAGAGUAGGGACGCCGUAUCUGAGAAAGCCAGGCGCAAGCCCUAAGACAGAGGAGAACUUCUACGCGAAUCCUCUUCCGGGUUGCUUCUGCGACAGGUCUCAGGACCAGACCGGGCCUAACCGAUUCGAAAGACAGGGUGUACGAGCCAAUUCUCUGAGAUAACCGGUUCGGAAGUUCACAGUCAGAUAGAUAGAGGGUUCAAGAUUUUUUGGUAUAUAUAUAUAUAUGUACACAGGAGGCUCACACACGCAAAAGGAAAAGCUCAGCAGAAGCGUAGGGUGUUUGUUUUCCCUAUUUAGUUCAUUGUUCUUAGGCUUCUUUAUUGUUUUCAUAGUGCAGAUUCCAGAGUAUACAGAUAAGGUUUUUGAUUUGGAUGCUCGAACGUGAUUCUUUAGCUCAAUGAAAAAAGUAUCCAUC